AUGGUGUCCUCUGAAUCAGCGAGAACGUCUGAAGAAGUGGUGAAUAUUCAGGAACUCAUGAAGAAACCACUGACUUCAGUUCCUCAACGCUACGUUCAACGACAGUACUAUAAUGAACCCUCACUUUUCCCAGAUGAAACCAUUUCUCAAGCUCUCCCCACCAUCAACUUCAAAAAACUGAUCCACGGAGAAGACACAGAACUUGAGCUAGAGAAAUUGAACUCAGCUUGUCGGGAUUGGGGUUUCUUUCAGUUGGUGGAGCAUGGAAUAAGCCCUCUAGUUCUGAAAACGCUAAAAGAUGAAGUUGAAGGAUUCUUCAUGCUCCCCUUGGAGGAAAAGAUGAAAUACAAGAUAAGUCCAGGUGAUGUUGAAGGCUACGGAACUGUGAUUAGACCAGAGGAUAAACAACUUGAUUGGGGCGAUAGGUUGUAUUUUAAAACCAACCCUCGUAGUAUAAGAAAGCCACAUCUUUUACCACAGUUCCCUUCGUCACUCAGAACUAUCUUAGAGUUAUACAUCGAGGAACUGCAAAAUCUUGCUAUGAGACUUGUGGGGUUGCUCGGGAAAGCACUGAAGAUAGAGAAGAGAGAGGUGGAUGUGUUCGAGGAUGGGGUACAAAAUAUGAGGAUGACAUACUACCCUCCGUGCCCUCAACCAGAGUUAGUAAUGGGACUUUCUGCUCAUUCUGAUGCAUCAGGAAUCACCAUUCUUAACCAAAUUAAUGGAGUGAAUGGCCUGCAGAUUAAGAAAGAUGGAGUUUGGAUUCCAGUGAACGCCAUCUCAGAUGCCCUUGUUGUCAACAUUGGAGACAUUCUAGAGAUUAUGAGCAAUGGAGGAUACAAAAGCGUUGAGCACAGGGCAACGGUGAAUUCAGAAAAGGAAAGGAUUUCCGUGGCUAUGUUCUAUCUCCCCAAGUUUCAAUCUGAGAUUGGACCUGCACUCAGCCUCACAAACCCAGAAAACCCCCCUCUAUUCAAAAGAAUUGGAGUGGAGAAAUAUAUCCAAGAUUACUUCACUCGGAAGGUGGAUGGAAAGUCCUAUUUGGAGUUUAUGAGAAUCUCAAAUCAUACUGUUACCCACGCCUCUGUCUAG
Messenger RNA from Sphenostylis stenocarpa, 1092 nucleotides. NCBI's taxonomy places the organism in Eukaryota, Viridiplantae, Streptophyta, Magnoliopsida, Fabales, Fabaceae. The record is from the annotation of a GenBank genome assembly.